UGCAUCCAUUGUGACGUCUGAGUUUAAUAACUGUGACCUUUUUGGUUUUCUUUGGAGUUAUUUGUCAUUUGAUUUGAAUUACGUUUAUUUUUUGUUUGUGUUUUGUCGUCUUUCUUGUCCUGUCUUUUGGGCUGACGUAAUUAUCUGAUGUCAGAAGAUGACGCAUUUGUAGACAAACUUCCCAGCUUUGAGAGACGGGCAGACAUGCCAGCAGAGACAGACCAGCCCUCCCUCGUGUGGUUUGACAGAGGCAAGUUUUAUUUAACCUUUGAAGGCUGUUCUCGAGGGCCCAGUCCCCUCACCAUGGGGGCCCAGGACACACUGCCUGUGGCUGCAGCUUUCACAGAGACAGUCAGUGCCUACUUCAAAGGAGCUGACCCCGAUAAGUAUGUGACAAUAUUCACAUCUCAGAUUCAGAACCAU
This is a messenger RNA of Sinocyclocheilus grahami, 423 nucleotides long. Its product is annotated as SH3-containing GRB2-like protein 3-interacting protein 1. The record is from RefSeq and is a predicted model, not a curated record. NCBI's taxonomy places the organism in Eukaryota, Metazoa, Chordata, Actinopteri, Cypriniformes, Cyprinidae. The transcript has 3 exons. The annotation marks the transcript as partial.